Molecule: messenger RNA, 3348 nt
Organism: Guillardia theta CCMP2712
Lineage: Eukaryota; Cryptophyceae; Pyrenomonadales; Geminigeraceae
Exons: 16
Coding region: 1-3348 (1115 amino acids)
Cellular component (GO): BAT3 complex
Molecular function (GO): misfolded protein binding; zinc ion binding; polyubiquitin modification-dependent protein binding
Source: RefSeq, a predicted model, not a curated record
AUGGAGGCGAGCGCGGGAGACAACCAGAGCUCAGGCAACACACACGAGAUCAAGGUCAAGACGCUCAAUGGGCAGGUUUACAGCUACUCCGUCUCCAAGGAAACGCUCAUCUCGGAAUUGAAAGAAAAGGUCGCUGAAUCUACAGGCAUCUCGGCUGACACGCAGCGGAUAAUCUUCCGUGGAAAGGUGCUGAAAGACAACUCCUCUGUCAGCGAGUACAAGGGGCUGCUCGAUGGGGGAUCGACUGUGCAUGUCGUCACCAGGGCACCGGCCUCCUCGGACCCAGGAGAGCAAGCGGCGAGAGACGAAGGGCAUUCCGCAUCCGACCGACAGCAGGAGAUGCCAGGAGGAUUCCAAGGGUUCCAUGGCAUCCCAGGGAUCCCGUUGCCCGGGGGCAUUCAGGCCGGGCCGGGUGUGAUCAUGGGAGGCAUCACAGUAUCAGGAGACAACGCGGCGCUGAAUCCCGGGACGAUCCAUCAAGUUCUGCAGCAGGUGAUCGGAGACUUGAACCUUCAAAACGCCCUCCAAGGCUUUCGGGCCCGGCAGCCGCAUACGAUCGAGUCAAGGCUGAACUCGAUGAGAGUUUUCCUGCAGCACCUCACGGAGUUUCAAGUCUCCGUAGACACCCUUGCCUCCCAGUACAGCAUCCGCCAAGAGCGCGGGCUGCUCCAAGACAACUCGGCCCAGCAGGGGCCCGGAGGUCAAGUGCAGGAGAUGCACGACCAUGUAACGUGCGACGGCUGUGGGAUGAGCCCGUUCAUCGGUCCUCGCUGGAAGUGCUCUAACUGCCCGGACUUUGACCUCUGCGACGUUUGCUAUCAAGACUUUCAGCGGACAGGAAACCGACAUGUCAGCGGGCACACGUUCACCCGCAUGCAGCCCAGGUUGUCUAAGUUGUCAGAAGUCAUCGGGAUAACAGGAAGAUCGAUGGAGCAAUUUUCUCGUCAGCUUGCAAGGCUGGAGGGGCUUGUGAGGGAUGAGGAGCGGCUGCGAGGAAGAGAGCGAGACGAGGCUGAGGGGCUGGCGUAUCACCUUGCUCCUGCUCUCCGAGACUUGGGGAUGUUACUGUCUGACCUUUCUCCUCUCAUCUCCAACUUGAUGUUCGGUGAAGAACCUGCGAGUGGAAGCAUCGACCAGACCGCCAGGGAGGUCUUUCAUCCCCCUGCCUACCAGAGGGUCGAGCAAGCUCGCUCUCAAGCUCAGAACGAAUUGCGGCGAGGAGAAGAGGAAGAAUGGCAGGGUGAGCAGCAUGCGGGCCAUGAGGCUCAAAGAGGGGACGGGAGUCACCCGACUCCCCAGAACGAGAGGAGAGAGGAGGAUGGUUCAUCGUCUGCUGGGGGCGGGCCGAGGCCUUCGCCGCUGCCUCCUCCUCCUCCUCCUCCUUCCUUCAGCUUCCGUGCCGGGGGGUUUGCAGGUCAGGGGGUGAGAGCAGCGGACGGGCGAAACGCGUCAGCCGGUCAAGUCCUGCAGUUUGUCAACUCCUUGCUGGGCAGCGUCGCCACGCGGAUGAACCAGGGAAGGAGUCAGGCUAGCGGCAGCAGGCAGGAAGGGGAGGGGACAGCAGCGCCGGUGCCGGACUCUGAUGCAUCCCAGCCACCAGCUAGCCAACCUCAUCAUGCUGGACAGCAGGGCUCCCAGCUACCUUUCCAGCAGGAACGGCAGCCCCAGCAGCAGCCCCAGCACAGUCACCAACCCCAGCAGAUGCCAGCGCCUGCUCCCUUCCAGCUGCCCCCCAACAUCGCAGUAGCUAUUCCUCAGGCGCUCAUGGCAGCCAUGCAACGAGCUCAGCAGCCUCCUCCUCCUCCUCCUCAGUCGGGAACGUCGGCACAAGGAUCAAUGCCAUCAAAUCCCCAGGCAGCCUCCUCCUCCUCCUCCUCCUCCGCCUUCCCUUUCACCGCUCCUUCCUUCUCCGCCUCCGGUGCAGUGCCCCAGGGCUUUGCGCGGGUUACCAUCCAGCAGUUCGGAGCGCCGCAGGAGCAUUUCCCGCAGGGAGGAGGGCGAGGGCAGCCGAGCGUGGAGGAAGUGAACAACAUGCGGAGAAUGAUGAGCCAGACUCAAGCAGGUCAUUCAGCUGGGGGUCAGGCGGGAAUCUCCGGCAAUCAGGCGGAUCAUUUUCUUUCUCAGCUCCUCGGGGGGACGGUGGACAUGAGCGGAGUGCCUGUGCCACUUGCCACUCUGCUAGGUGGGGUGGAGGUGGACGGGGGGCAGGAGGCCGAGCGAGACUUCUUCGCUGCUCUCUUCUACUCGCUCUCCUCCUCCGACGUCGCAGCCCUGGCGCAAGGCGACUUGUCGGCCCUCGAGCGGUGGAGAGUCCCGAUGACGGAGAGCGUGAAAGAAACUUUCUAUGACCCCGACGGGGAGGCGAUCACGCACGACGACCUGCAGGAGGCAGCGCACAUGCUCCUGUACGCGAUGAUGGGUUCGAGAUCAGUCGAGGAAUGUUUUGAUGAAGAUGUUGGAUCGAAGCUCAAGGAGGGGAGGAACCUCCAUUCCCUUCACACCACCAUCUAUUUCCAGAUGCUUCGGGCUGCCAUCUCCUUCUUGCGCCUGGCCCCCGAUGCUGACGGCAUUGAGCAGAUCCUCACCUUCGAUCAACCUCGAACUCCUGCUGAUCCUCUCCCCUUCGCUCGCCAAGUCGUCGACUUCUUCCGCUCCUCUCUGCAGACCAUCGUCUCUGAAGUCUCCGAGCUCUUUCGCACGGACCCACAGGAUUCAGCCAUCUCCGCUCUCCUCCGCGUCUUCGACAAACGAGUGACCCCCAACCUCCCGUCUCGCCAGGACCUUCACUGUUUCCUCGUCGCCUGCGUCCAUGACGCCUUCAACUCUCUCCGACCCUCUCGAGCUGCCCAGCUUUCUCCAGCUCAGCCCCCAGCUCAGCUCCCAGCUCAGCUCCCUGGUCAGCUCCCAGCUCAGCCCCCAGCUCAGCCCCCAGCUCAGCCCUCAGCUCAGCUCCCAGCUCAGACCUCAGCUCAGCUCCCAAGUCAGCUCCUAGCUCAGACCUCAGCUCAGCCCUCUCUUCAGCCCUCAGCUCAGCCCCCAGCUCAGCCCUCUCUUCAGUCACUAGCUCAGCUCCUAGCUCAGCUCCCAGCUCAGCCAUCUGGGACGGGGGUGAGCGGGGGAGAGAGCGAGUGGACAGAGGGGCUGGAGGAGGAGGAGGAGGAGGCCAUGAGGGAGGCGUUUGAUCGCGACAGAGACGCGCAGGUAGAGGAGGCAAGCAGGCAGCUGGGCUUCUCCGACUCCUACCUCAAGGCCGUCCAUCCCCGCCACCUCCACCUGUACCGCCAGCAGGAGCUGAGUAAUCCCUUCGUUCCACCUGCGCCCCAGGAGGAGGAUGACAUGUACAGCUAG